This is a messenger RNA of Pediculus humanus corporis (human body louse), 1284 nucleotides long. Its product is annotated as COP9 signalosome complex subunit, putative. The record is from RefSeq and is a predicted model, not a curated record. NCBI's taxonomy places the organism in Eukaryota, Metazoa, Arthropoda, Insecta, Psocodea, Pediculidae. Gene Ontology annotation, biological process: ubiquitin-dependent protein catabolic process. Gene Ontology annotation, cellular component: COP9 signalosome. Bases 1 to 1284 code for a protein of 427 amino acids. The transcript is spliced from 8 exons.
AUGGCUUCAGCUUUAGAGCAAUUUGUUAAUAAUGUUAGAUCUUUAUCUGCUUCUGGAAGUUACAGAGAACUCAGUGAUUUAAUUAGUAAGUCUAGUGAAGUUUUGGUAUCAAAUUCACAACAUUUAGAUAAUGUUUUGGAAACGCUAGAUUUACAACAGCACAGUUUAGGUGUUUUGGCUGUUUUAUGUGUAAAAUUAUCUUUGCAAUCCCAAAGUCCAGAAGAACAAGAAGCUGUACUUAGUCAAGUUGCGGAUUUUAUUAAUCAUUGUAAUGGAGAUCAAAUUAGAUUGGCUCCAGAUAAUUUUGCUGAUUUAUGUCACUUAUACACGCAAACAUUAACCAAUUUAAAAAUGCCAAUCAGAGGUAUUGAAUUAAUGAAAAAAGCUAUACAGAAAAUUCAGCUUAAUGAUGCUCAACUUACUCCAAUUCAUGCAGAUUUAUGCCAGUUAUGUUUACUUGCUAAAUGUUUCAAGACUGCUUUACCAUUUUUAGAUACUGAUAUUACAAGCAUUAGUCAGGAGGGGCCACAGUUUGACACUAAAUAUUUUUUAUUGUAUUAUUAUUAUGGUGGUAUGAUAUAUACUGCACUCAAAAAGUAUAGUCAAGCAUUAUAUUUAUUUGAAGUAGCUGUUACAACUCCAGCAGUUGCAGUGUCUCAUAUUAUGCUUGAGGCUUACAAAAAGUAUAUUCUCGUGUCAUUAAUUUUACAAGGAAAAAUUACACCUUUACCUAAGUAUACCAGCCAUGUUGUCGGAAGGUUUAUGAAGCAUCUUAGUCAGCCAUAUCAUGAAUUGGCAGCGGCUUGCCAAUCUAAUCAAUCUGAAGAAGCCAGAAAUAUAGUUAUUAAAAAUCAGUUCAUAUUUCAAAAGGAUAACAAUAUUGGCUUGACAAAACAGGUUUUAGCCAGUUUAUACAAAAACAAUAUUCAAAGAUUAACGAAAACAUUUUUAACCCUUAGUUUAGCUGAUGUCGCAUCAAGGGUACAAUUGUCAAGUCCUGCUGAAGCGGAAAAAUAUAUUUUGAAUAUGAUAGAAGAUGGCGAAAUAUUUGCCACCGUUAAUCAGAAAGACGGAAUGGUAGUUUUUCACGAUGAUCCUGAAAAAUAUAAUAGUCCCUAUAUGUUGAAAAUUCUUGAAGAGCAAGUUACUGCUUGCAUGGAACUGGAUAAAAAAAUACAACAAAUGGAAGAAGAAAUUAUGGUGAAUCCAAGGUUUGUUAAAAAAUCAUGCGGGUCACAAGAUGAAGAUCUCCAAGGAACAAAAAUGUCUACUUACUCAAUGUAA